UAUAAGAGUCGGUCAAUGGCUUCACAAGCCACCAUUAGUCAUAUCACAAACUUCCCAACAUGCCCACCGGAACAUCUCCAAAUCGUUCAUCAGUCAUAUCAUGGAAAUAUGAUGUCUUCCUCAGUUUCAGAGAGGAGGACACCGGCAAAAGCUUCACAGAUCAUUUGUACCAUGCUUUGAACCAGGAAGGAAUCAAACCGUUCAGGGACGAAGAUCAAAACCUUGCUUCACACAAUUAUUCAUCAUCUGUCAAUGCAAUUGAAGAAUCAAGAUUUGCAAUCAUCGUUCUUUCGAAGAAGUAUCCCGUUUCAACACGGUUGUUGGAUCAACUUGUCAAGAUUCUUGAGCUCAAGAACAAGGAUCGACUGACUGUUAUUCCGGUUUUCUAUCAUGUGGAUCCAGCACAUUUAAGAAGGCAAUUGGAAGAGUGUGGAAAGAUUUUUGCUCAACAUGAACAAGAUUUCCAACAAAAUAUCGAAAAAGUGAACAAGUGGAAAAGCGCUUUGACUGAAGUGGCAAGUGUCUCUGGAUGGGAUUUGAAAGAUCGUCAUGAAUCAGGUUUUAUUAAGGAAAUUGUUGGAGAUAUUUUCAGACAAUUGAAGAGAACUUUCCCAUGUUAUCACAAAGACUUCUUGGUUGGAAUGGAUUCUCGUAUGGAUAAAAUGGAGUCACUAUUAAGUUUAGACAAGCAGGAUGAUGAUGUCCGCACCGUUGGAAUAUGCGGUGAGAGAGGAAUUGGUAAGACAACUUUGGCUGGUGAAGUUUUCAAAAAGAUCCAUGGCAAAUUUGAUUCUUGUGCUUUCAUUGACAAUGUAAGAGAGGAAUGUGAAAAACAUGGUAUGCCUCACUUACAACAGCAACUUUACCAAAUCUUGUUGAACAGAGACGAAUCAACGACAACACUAAAAUCCAAAAAGGUGCUUAUCAUUCUAGAUGAUGUUGACCAGGUGGAGCAAAUCGAAACUUUAGUAGGAAAAUGGAGAAGGCAAGAUGAUUGUUUACGUCCAGGGAGUCGAGUCAUUGUGACAACUACAAAGAAUCACUUGUUGUCGAGAUAUGGAGAGGGCAACAUAUACGAGGUUGAUAAACUAAACAACAAUGAAGCUCUUCAACUCUUACGUCGGAAGGCCUUUAAGGACAACUGUAUUUUGGAUGACUAUAUAGAGCUGUGCAACGAUGUUGUAGAAAUUGCUGAAGGUCAUCCUUUAACUCUUCAAAGUAUGGCAUCUUUCUUGUUUGGGAGAACAGUAGAUGAAUGGUCAGACACAAUAGCUAAACUAAAGAAGAAUCCUACACAGUUCAAGUCAGUUUUGAUAGAUCUGUUUAGGUGAUAGCAUCGUUAAGAAAAUGUGUUUUGAAUACAUAGCAUGUUUCUUCUAAAAGGUGGAUGAACUUUGCGAUAUAAAAAAUUAUUGCAUUUUGAUCUAGUUAGUAAAGAUAUAUUGGUGCCUCUUUUCUAGCUCAUCGAAAGGAUGAGCAUAUAUGAUUGCAAUUUGGAAUACGAACAGAGUCAGGACUCUGUUUUUUCAAAAUUUUGCUAAGAGUUCAGAGAAAGUAGCAAGUUGUAUAUGUCAAGCAAGCAGAAUUAUCCUAUAUAAUUAGAACAUUGUCUUUGCAUAAA
Molecule: messenger RNA, 1621 nt
Organism: Ziziphus jujuba (common jujube)
Lineage: Eukaryota; Viridiplantae; Streptophyta; Magnoliopsida; Rosales; Rhamnaceae
Product: disease resistance protein RPV1-like
Exons: 2
Coding region: 60-1331 (423 amino acids)
Biological process (GO): signal transduction; defense response
Molecular function (GO): ADP binding
Source: RefSeq, a predicted model, not a curated record